Cryptomeria japonica (Japanese cedar) is the source of this 1853-nucleotide messenger RNA. RefSeq names its product probable fatty acyl-CoA reductase 5. Gene Ontology annotation, biological process: long-chain fatty-acyl-CoA metabolic process; suberin biosynthetic process. The record is from RefSeq and is a predicted model, not a curated record. The transcript has 10 exons. Gene Ontology annotation, molecular function: alcohol-forming very long-chain fatty acyl-CoA reductase (NADP+) activity. Bases 220 to 1707 code for a protein of 495 amino acids. Lineage: Eukaryota; Viridiplantae; Streptophyta; Pinopsida; Cupressales; Cupressaceae. Gene Ontology annotation, cellular component: intracellular membrane-bounded organelle.
UUGGAUUACACGUAUUCCACUCUACUGUUUGCUUCAACAUAAGUAACAAUAGCAUUGAUUGCAUUCAACUGUAUUUACCUCUCGUAGCUGGUUUCCUCUACCACUUACCAUGAACGAAGAUGGAGAAGUCAGGGAUUAUUAUAAAUGAAGGCUCGUCGCAGACUUCAAUUGUAUGAAGUGUGGCAGAGCUUUUGAAGAGUUUGAAAAUCAAGCCUUACCAUGGCAAUCGAUACAGUGGAGUUUCUCAGAGGCAAAAACAUCCUAGUCAUUGGGGCCACCGGUUUUCUAGGCAAAGUUUUUAUGGAGAAAAUUUUGCGAGUCCAACCAGAAGUGGGGUGCAUUUUUGCUCUCAUUAGAGCAAAAAAUAUCCAAUCUGCUAGAACCAGGCUCCAAAACCAGGUGAUAUCCUCAGAGUUGUUUAGACUCAUUAGAGAGCGUUGCACUGAGGACGGUUACGAGAAGCUCAUGGCACAAAAGCUUGUUCCUGUUGUUGGAGAUAUAGCAUUGGAUUUUCUAGGGAUUGAAGAAAGUGUAAGGGAUGAGCUGUGUCCAAAGAUCCAUAUUGUGGUCAACUCUGCCGCCACCACAAGCUUUUAUGAGAGGUACGAUAUUGCCAUGAAAGUCAAUGCUUUAGGAUGCCGAAACCUAAUCAACUUUUGUAAAAGUUGCUGUAGACUUGAAGCUUUGUGUCACAUCUCUACUGCUUAUGUGAAUGUUGAAAGCACUGGGAUAAUUACUGAAGAAGUUCUUAAGAUGGGAGAAAAACUCCCAUACAACAGUAGAGCUAUAGAACCUUCAGAUAUUGAGUCCGAAUGCUAUUUAAUGAGAAAGAGCCUAAAAGAAUUUAGAAUAUUUUCAGAAGAAAAAUGGUCCGAGGAAAAUGAGACAAAGCACAUGAAGGAAUUAGGGUUAAAAAGGGCAAGAGAAUUUGGAUGGCCGAAUGCAUAUGUUUUGACAAAAGCAAUGGGUGAAAUGAUGGUGGAUUACCUAAGAGAGGAUAUACCGACUAUAAUCAUUCGUCCAAGUAUAAUCGAGAGCUCCAUAACCGAACCGUUUGCUGGAUGGAUGGAAGGAAACAGAAUGAUCGACCCCUUGAUAGUUGGAUAUGGAAAGGGACGAAUCACAUCCUUCCUUAUUGAUCCACUACUGAUUCUUGAUGUGAUACCUGUGGACAUGGUGGCAAAUUCCAUGAUAGUAUCAAUCGCCAGGCAUGGUACAGAACCUGGUCUAUUUCUGUAUCAUGCAACUUCUUCUGUUGCCAAUCCAUUACACUACAACGUCGUUGUGGACGCAACGUACAACUACUUCUUAAAAAAUCCCUGCACAGCCAAGAAUGGAAAGGUUGUGAGGGUGAAGGAGCCUUACUUUCUUCAAAGCAUGUCCAGCUUCACAUUAUAUAUGACCCUCUGUUUCAAAAUCCCUCUCCAGCUACUGUGUAUUCUGGAUAAGCUUCUGUUUGGCUUUCUGAGGCCGCACUGCAAUCAUCUGCUGGACAAAUAUAGAUUUGGAAUGAGCCUCGCUCAGAUCUAUGAACCUUUUCUUUUCUUCAAGGGGAAGUUCGACAGCUCAAAAACUGAGCGUUUGUGGGAGGAAAUGUCAGGAGAUGAUCGGAAGAUUUUCAGCCUCGAUGUCAAGAGCAUUAAUUGGGAGGAUUACUUUCUAAAUUCUCAUAUUCCUGGACUGGUCAAAUAUAUUAUUAGGAGGUGAAGCAAAGAAUGUCGUCAUUUUGUUUUCUAAAUGUACUAUCAUGAAGCUAAAAGUUAUGGAAAAGGGGUCUCGUAAUUAAGGAAAAUGUGGAUUAUGUAUCUAACCCUAGUUUAGGAAACAUAAGAAUGAAUAAUGAUUUUGCUCUA